Molecule: messenger RNA, 4088 nt
Organism: Acanthaster planci (crown-of-thorns starfish)
Lineage: Eukaryota; Metazoa; Echinodermata; Asteroidea; Valvatida; Acanthasteridae
Gene: rfc1
Product: replication factor C subunit 1
Biological process (GO): DNA repair; DNA replication
Cellular component (GO): nucleus; DNA replication factor C complex
Molecular function (GO): DNA clamp loader activity; ATP binding; DNA clamp unloader activity
Source: RefSeq, a predicted model, not a curated record
AUUGUACGUGGCGCGAAAGGUGAAAAGACAUGGUUGACCCUGUCAUGCCCGUUGUGAGUGUUGACGAUGUCGUCAAAAAUGAUGUGCGUUUUUCUGCUUCCAAGGACAUUCGCAGCUUUUUUGGAGUGACAACAGCAAAGUCUAAAUCCAGCCAGAAUGGCAAGUCAUCAAGCAACAGACAGCCUAACAGUACCGGAGGAAAGCGAAAGAGACAGCUGGAAGAUGAAGAUGAUGAUUUCACAGAUUCAAGGAGGAGCAGAAAAAGGACUGGCAGCAAACCAGCUAAAAUGAAAAAGUCAGCGAUUAUUUAUGACUCAGAAUCUGAUGAAGAACCGAGAUCCUCCAAAGGAAAAGGCUCAACUGUUUCAAAGUCAUCCAAUUCUCCAUCAAAGGCUGCUUCUAAAAAGAAAGUCCUGACUCCAUCUCCUAAGCAGAAAGUCACCACAGUGUCCGAUUUUUUUGGCUCCAGUCCAAUUCAGAGGUCAACCAAGAAAGUGACUGCCAAGAAACCAGAACUGGAAAUUGAGAUCACCCCAAAGAAGCCAAGGCUGGCCGUGGAGCAUCAUGAUGACCCAGACUUUCAAAAAACAUUAGAGCUACUAGAUGAAGAUCACACAACACCAACCAAGAAUCGCAGGACUGAUGACCUCAAGUCAGCAGAGAAGCCCUCCCCUUCAAGGAGAAGUCCGAGGAUCUAUAAGAUGGAUGUCAGUCCAGCUUUAAAAAAAGGUAAAGGCAUUGCCAGUAAGAUAGCUGAGAAGGUGAAAUCUAAUAGCAAAACCCUGGUGGAAGAGACCCCAGAGAGAGGUCAAGGUGAAAGGUCACACUCAAGGUCAAAGGUCACAGUGGAGGAAACACCACAGAGGUCUAACAGGAGAGGAGCUCAGACACCAGAUGCCACAUCCUCCAAAGCUGCACCUGCUAAGCACACACCCACUAAAGCCACGCCCACUAAAGCCACAACCUCUAAAGUCACACCAACUAAAGCUACACCCUCAAGAUCGACACCCUCAAAAGGCAUAAGCUCUGCCAAAUCUACUCCAUCGAAAACAACUCCCACAAAGGCCCCAAGUCCCAAGGAGAAAAUGGGCGGAGACUCGGCUGAAAAGAAGAAAGGAGGUGGGGCCAAUUACAGGAGAUAUCUUAGUCGAGAUGGACCACGAUCACUGGGUGCCAAAGAGAUGCCACAAGGUGAGGAAAAUUGUUUGGCAGGCCUAGCAUUUGUCAUCACUGGUGUGCUGGAUUAUGUGGAGAAGGAAGAAGCCAAGCAAACUAUUGAACAUCUUGGUGGCAAGGUUACAACAGGAGUCACGAAGAAGACAUCCUAUCUAGUGACCGGACGUGAUCCUGGUCCAGUUAAGAUACAAAAGGCUGAAGCGCAAGGUACAAAAAUCCUAACUGAAGAUGAGCUAUUUGACCUCAUCAGGACGCGACCAGGAAAGAAGCCAUCAGUCAGUAAGGUGAGCCAACCAAAAGCUGAACCUGUCUCCACGAAGCAGUCUGCUCAGACAAAGCCCAAAGUAAGCCCCAAAAUGGACACUACACCAAGCCAGUCUCUGUCAACGUCAUCAUCGCCAGCAAUGGAUUCCAAACCCACCGUAGAGACUGAAAAACUAGGCGAAAGCCUGUUGUGGGUUGACAAGUACAAACCUCAGAAUAUGAAACAGCUGAUUGGUCAACAAGGAGAGCGAAGCUGUGCCAACAAGCUCCUGAAGUGGCUGAAGCGAUGGCAUGACAACAAUUUUGGACCCAACAAAGACAGAGCUCGCUUCAGCAAAGACGAUGGAUUUUGUUUCAAGGCAGCGUUACUUUCAGGACCUCCAGGCAUUGGGAAAACCACCACAGCAGAACUUGUUUGUAAGGAGCUGGGGUUCAAGACAUUAGAACUCAACGCCAGCUCAUCCAGAAGCAAGAAAACAUUGGACCUCGUCAUGAAAGAAUUCCUACACACAGACUCCAUCGAAGGCUACUUCAAGGCCGGAGGAGGUGAGAGCAAAGGGCAAGAGGUCGAAGUUCACCGGCAGUGCUUGCUGAUGGAUGAGGUGGAUGGAAUGUCUGGGAACGAGGAUAGGGGUGGAAUUCAGGAGUUCAUCCAGAUGAUCAAGAAGUCACAUAUACCUGUGAUCUGUAUGUGUAACGACCGCAACCAUCCCAAGAUCAGAUCGCUAGCCAAUCACUGCUUUGAUCUUCGUUUCUAUCGGCCUCAAGUUAAGCAGAUCAAGGGUGCCAUGUUGUCUAUUGCCUUCAAAGAGGGCGUGUCCAUCCCGCCCCAAGCUAUGGACCACAUCAUAACUGCAUCUAAUCAAGACAUACGGCAGGUGCUUCAUAACAUGAGCAUGUGGAGUGCAGGAAUGAAGAACUUGAGCCAAGAUCAGGUGGACUCGGAUGCUAAGAAGGCUAAGAAAGACCUCAAACUGGGUCCAUGGGAUGUCUUGAAGCAAGUCUUUGCGUGUGAUGAGGAAGCAGAGAAGAUGUCACUAACGGAUAAGAUGGGUCUGUUCUUCCACGAUUACUCCAUCGCCCCACUGUUUGUUCACGAGAACUAUCUCUCCAUUGCACCCAAAAGGGCAAAGGGUGAUAUUAAGCAGCACCUCGGUCUUCUGAGCAGGGCAGCGGACAGCAUCUGCAGUGGUGAUCUCGUGGAUAGAGCGAUCCGUACCACACAGCGAUGGAGCUUGCUACCUACUCAGGCCAUCUUUGCAAGUGUACUGCCUGGAGAUGCCAUGAAGGGCUAUAUGCGAGGUAUGAUACAGUUCCCGAGCUGGUUAGGAAAGAACUCGAGCAGGAACAAAAACCGUAGGCUGUUACAGGAAAUCCAGCAACAUAUGAGGUUAUCUUCAUCAGGCAGCAUGAAUGACAUCACCUUUGACUAUGUUCCUCGUCUGCGGGACUUCCUAACGCAGCCUUUACUGACCCAGGAGUCAGAUGGUGUGUCAGAGGUCGUUGAGUUGCUCAAUAGCUAUGACCUGACUAGAGAGGACUUUGACACUGUACUGGAAGUGAGCCAGUUUGAAGGAAAGAAGAAUCCAAUGGCAGGGGUCCCGUCAAAGGUCAAAGCAGCUUUCACCCGAGCAUUCAACAAAGAGGGUCAUAUGGUUCCUUAUGCAUAUGGUGACAUCAGCAAGAAACGCAAGGUUACCAUAGCAACUGAAGAUGUUGAUGCAUAUGGUGAGGGGGACAUGGUUGUUGAAGAGGAAGGCAGUGAUGACGACGAUAUUAGCAAGAAUGCUAUGGUCAAGGUCCAAGCUGCCAAGACUGAGACAAGCACCAAAUCAAGUGUGGCUAAAAGUAAAGGAUCCAAGGGUAAAGCCCCAGCCAGAGGAGGUGGAGCUGUCAAAGGGAAAUCAAAAGCCAAAAAGUAGUGAUGAUUUUAGGUGGACAUGCAGCAUCACGAGUUAAAAACUGGCUCGGAAUGGUUGGCCAAAGUACUUGUAUGUACGCUUCAAAGUGAAUGAAAAGAUUUUAUUGCAUUCAUUUGAUCUUUGGCUCUUCGAGAGUGGAAUGUACAAAUUAACAAGACAGGAUUCCACGCAGAUUUUUGUAUCUGAACUCAUUAAUGUUUGCUGCUUGGAGUCAACUGCAUAAUCUGUUAUAAACUAAAACUGGUAAGCUUUUCGACAAAACUCAAGGAGAAAACUAUUGGAAAUUCAGCAAAACUCAGCAUAAACCAUUGGAAAUACUUUUAAAAAAUGGUAACUUUUAUGAGCACUUUACUACAGAGUCGAUUAUUGAAAUGAAACCUUUGGUCGAGUUUUGCAUUUGCGUUCAUCUAAAAUAUCUAAAAAUUCUACCUUAGAAGUGCUCCUGGUCUUAAAGGAUUUGGUAAAAUUUGUAUUGUUCUGUCAUGGGUAUAUUUGGUUUUUUUUGUGGGAAAGAGUUCCCAUAUAAGCAUGAUUCACGGUGUUUUUAAAGCUGGGAUUGUUAUUAACAACCCAGUUAUGUGUGAUGCAUUAAACAAAUUUUCCAAGAUUUCCCCUCCAUUUGCAACAAAACGUUCACAGUACACUCCCUGUACUUGGUAUAUUUUUCUAGCAAUUGCUUUCUUAAUCAAGGAGUGAUGGAAAUAAAUACAAAUUACGAAAAUUUCA